AAUAGUGGUCGGUCAAAUGUCAAAAAGUAGGUCAAUAUUUUACAUUCUACCAAUUCACAAUUUUACUCUACCUUUCAAUAGUCUCAAUACGUGUGUUCAUAUGUUGAGAUUUUUAUAGUUUUUUAUGCGAUUGUUUGAACGUUUGACGAUUUUUAGUAUUGAAGCAAAAGAAAACUAGUAGUUUAGGUUCACUUGAAAAAAUAAGUUAGUGCCAAAAAAAUCUUGAAACUUGUUUUGUAAAAUCAACCCCAGAGGAUGGUUUAAAUAGUGAAAUAUGGCUGAUAAACUAGGACUAGGAAGUGAGUGUCGAGAAUUAAAGAUUGGUCAAAGUUUCAGUAAUCCAAAAUCUAAAGCUUUCCACACUAUGAAAUAUGAUUUUAAGCCAGCCUCAGUCGAUACUAAUAAAAAAGCUACCGUAGAAGUUCCUGGAGUUAAUCAAGUUACUGUUACAGUACCUCAUUUAGACGGAGCUGGUAUUCCACAAACUGUCUUCAAGGGCUCUCAAAAACCAUAUACUAAAGAAUGCGUACUCAUAAUAGACAGAGUUACUGGUGAAAUUACAUUAGAGAAAUUGCGAUGCAAUAUUCAAGUUAAGAAAACUAGAAGUGAAUACAACAAACCACAUAAUAUAUCUAAAGGUGACAAAAUAUCUCAAAAUAAUGAUAGAUCCAGUAGUAGUUUGUUAUCAAACUCUAAUUCAAAACAGAGUUUGCCGAUGAGAUCUCAAACGCCUCCAGGAAACGCACCAGGUGGUAGUGUAACAAUGGGAGGAGUUGGUCAUCGCAUUUCAAGUAAAACGAAAGUCGCCAGUGGAAGCCGUAGAGGAGCUGAUAGACAGAUAACUCAUUUAGUUCCAAAGCAUUCACCUCUUCAUGCGAGUCCCAGUUACCCAUCUCCCGGACACCCAGUCAAAAGUCCAAAGAGAGAUCUAUAUAAUAGCAUUAAUGAGUCGCAUAAUAAUAUUAGUACACUUGCCAGCCUUCCUAUGAUAGGGAUAGACGAUUUUUCUGAACCUAGACCACCUUCAAGGAAUGCCCAGAACUCAUCAACUGUUCACAAUUCUAGAACACAAAAUUUGAGCAACCAACGAUCAUCACCAGAAAAGCGACAGACACCAACUGCUCUUCCCACAUUAAAGGUUGAAAACGGCGUUGGGGAAAUAACCGAUACGUCUUCAUCUAGUAGUGGAAGCGAUUCAGAUUCCGAUGAAGCCACGACAGUAAAUAAAAAUAGUUUUACCGGUAGUAAAAUGAAUGGAUAUAGUAAUGGUAAUGGCGCUGCGAUGAAAAUUGAUACAAGGUUGCUCAAUGAUGAUUUGUGCCUGUCUGAAAGUGGGUCUGACUCGGACUGAUUUGUUAUGUAGAGGCUUUUAUGAUGUUCAUUAUGUGUAUUAUUGUGAAAAGACGAUGUGGCAAAGUUUAUAUGGAAACGAUAUUUAGGAUUUGCAAUAAAUGAAAUUAUAUAUGUACUAUAUAUUUCCAGAAAUAUAUUCUGCAAAAUUAAGAAAAA
Molecule: messenger RNA, 1509 nt
Organism: Diorhabda carinulata
Lineage: Eukaryota; Metazoa; Arthropoda; Insecta; Coleoptera; Chrysomelidae
Product: ell-associated factor Eaf
Exons: 7
Coding region: 275-1351 (358 amino acids)
Biological process (GO): regulation of transcription elongation by RNA polymerase II; positive regulation of DNA-templated transcription
Cellular component (GO): super elongation complex
Molecular function (GO): transcription elongation factor activity
Source: RefSeq, a predicted model, not a curated record